CUGGCUGUCCAGACACCGAGCCCGUGAUGAGCUUCAUCCGGAAAAAGGGCUUCUACAGGCAAGAAGUGAACAGGACGGCCUGGGAGCUGCCCAAGACCUAUGUGACCCUGACCCACGUGGGCAGCGGGGCCUAUGGCGCUGUGUGUUCAGCCAUCGAUAAGAAAUCAGGAGAGAAAGUGGCAAUCAAGAAACUGAGCCGACCUUUCCAGUCAGAGAUCUUUGCCAAGAGGGCCUAUCGGGAGCUGAUGCUAUUGAAGCAUAUGCAGCAUGAAAAUGUUAUUGGACUGUUGGAUGUCUUCACUUCAGCUACAUCUCUGCACAACUUCUGUGAUUUCUACCUGGUGAUGCCAUUCAUGCAGACGGAUCUCCAAAAGAUCAUGGGCAUGGAAUUCAGUGAGGAUAAGAUCCAGUACCUUGUCUAUCAAAUGCUGAAAGGGCUUAAGUAUAUCCAUUCUGCUGGGGUCGUCCAUAGGGAUUUGAAACCAGGAAACUUGGCUGUGAAUGAAGACUGUGAAUUAAAGAUCCUCGAUUUCGGGUUGGCCAGGCACGCAGAUGCUGAGAUGACGGGCUACGUGGUGACUCGUUGGUACCGGGCUCCAGAGGUCAUUCUCAGCUGGAUGCACUAUAAUCAGACGGUGGACAUCUGGUCUGUUGGCUGCAUCAUGGCGGAGAUGUUGACUGGGAAAACUCUGUUUAAGGGGAAAGACUACUUGGACCAACUGACCCAGAUCCUGAAGGUGACUGGAGUUCCUGGAGCUGAUUUUGUACAGAAGCUACAGGACAAAGCAGCCAAAUCCUAUAUCCAGUCCCUGCCUCAGAGUCCCAAGAAGGAUUUCUCACAACUUUUCCCUCGUGCUAGCCCCCAGGCAAUAGACCUGUUAGAGAAGAUGCUCGAGCUGGAUGUGGACACACGCUUGACUGCCACGCAGGCUCUCGCCCAUCCCUUCUUUGACCAGUUCCGGGACCCAGAGGAGGAAACGGUAGCCCAGCAGCCUUUUGAUGAUUCCUUGGAACAUGAGAAGCUCAACCUGGAUGAAUGGAGAAAUCUCCUCUACAAAGAGGUUUCAAACUUCAGCCCUGUUGCACGGAAGGAUUCCAGGAGAAGGAGUGUCAUGAAACUACAAUAACAAGUCCAGCUCACCCUGGGUUGAGUGAAUGCUUGCAGGACAAGAUGGUGCCACCUCAGAAGAUAUCCCUGGGACAGAUAUUUAUUAGUAUCCAAUAAAAUGGAAUCUGUAUUUUGAUGCCAGGAUCGAAA
Molecule: messenger RNA, 1258 nt
Organism: Gracilinanus agilis (Agile Gracile Mouse Opossum)
Lineage: Eukaryota; Metazoa; Chordata; Mammalia; Didelphimorphia; Didelphidae
Gene: MAPK13
Product: mitogen-activated protein kinase 13
Exons: 12
Coding region: 27-1127 (366 amino acids)
Biological process (GO): MAPK cascade; protein phosphorylation
Cellular component (GO): cytoplasm; nucleus
Molecular function (GO): MAP kinase activity; ATP binding
Source: RefSeq, a predicted model, not a curated record